ACGAGUCGCGUUAUGGUGAACCUUUCUCUGCCGUCACUUCUGAGCCACUACGCUUCCGAAGAGCCUGUGACCGCGCCCCUUUGCCUGUGUAGCCCAUGGGAGACACCGGCAGAGCGAUCCACAGGGACACGACCAUCAUGAAGUUCUGUGCAAAGCGAACUUUCUUCUUUCUAAUGUCUGUCAUAUGUUUCUGCGUUGCCGCCGAUCUGCAUGCCCCUGAAGUCCACACAAAACUUGGGAGCCUGAGAGGUGAGUAUGUGAGCGUAAAGGAGAAGGAGACUGGAGUCCACACCUACCUUGGUGUCCCAUUUGCCAAGCCACCCAUAGGCCCUGCUCUGAGACUGGCUGCACCUCAGCCUGUAGAGGGAUGGGAAGGAGUGAGAGACGCCACCAAGCAGCCACCCAUGUGUAUUCAGUAUAAAGAGCUUGUGAUAGAUCUGCUCUAUAAGCUCAGUGGCUUUGUGGUAGAUCUUCCAGACAUUUCAGAAGACUGCCUUUACCUCAACAUCUACACUCCUGCAAACAGAGUUCAUGAUGCCAAGCUCCCAGUCAUGGUCUGGAUCCAUGGUGGAGGAUUUUCUAUAGGUUCAGCCUCAACGUUUGAUGGCUCUGCCCUGGCUGCUUACCAGGAUGUGGUUGUGGUUUUGAUCCAAUACCGCUUGGGACUUCUUGGCUUUCUCAGCACUGGAGAUGAGCACAUGUCUGGGAACUUCGGACUGCUGGACCAGGUAGAAGCUCUGAGGUGGAUCCAACAGCAUAUUCACAACUUUGGUGGAGACCCAGAUUUAGUUACAAUCUUUGGAGAGUCUGCUGGUGGAGCGAGCGUAUCCCUCCUGCUUCUGUCACCAUUGUCGCAUGGCCUGUUUCACCAUGCCAUUGCUGAGAGUGGCACCGCUGCAAUGGAUUUACUCGUAAAUGAUCCUCUGCCAGUGACGCAGAUGGUAGCAAAUGUAACUGGCUGUAGCCUGGAAAGCACAGAGAAGACCGCCGAUUGCAUGAGAAACCUUGAUAUCGAGACUAUUGUGACUAUUGGAAAGGAUAAAACAUUUAGAUUUCCCGUAAAUGUUGAUGGACACUUCCUGACAAAACCUGUGGAUGAGCUGUUCCAUAAACAUGAGCUUGUCACUAUUCCAUUCAUGACGGGCGUUAAUAAUGAUGAAGGGGGCUGGUUACUUCCUAAUUUCUUUGCUCCUCCAAACUGGACAGAGGGGCUGGAUCAGGAGCAGUUCAUGGACAUGCUGUCCCUCCUUUACUAUGAUCCCAAAGAUGCAUUUAUCAGAGAUUUGAUGGUGGAUGAAUAUAUUGGAACUGGUGAAGAUCGUGUGAAAAAUAGAAACGGCUUCACUGAGUUGCUUGGAGAUGUGUUAUUUACCAUUCCAGCUAUUAAGGCUGCUAAUGCCCACAGAGAUGCAGGCGCCCCUGUUUACCUGUAUGAGUACCGGCAUUCUCCCAAAUUACAGCAGGCUAUAAGGCCCAGCUUUGUUGGGAGUGACCAUGGAGAUGAAAUCUUAACAGUAUUAGGACUCUGUCUCACAACUACCCAUGUCAAAUUAGCUGAUGCUUGCCCGGAAGAGGAGGUACAAUUUAGCAGAACCAUGAUGAACUACUGGGGAAACUUUGCUCGCACAGGGUCUCCUAAUGGGGAUGGCCUUGUCCACUGGCCAAAGUAUGGAGCAGAAGAAGACUACCUGAUAAUUGAUUUAAAGGAACAGGUAUCUGGUCAGCACCUGAAGAAGGAGCGGUUUGACUUCCUUACUCAGACCCUCCCAGAGAAGAUCCGACAACAUAGGGAGAAAAUAGAGCACAGGGAGCUGUAGAAAAGUCAGCUUUGCUUUCUCCGUUCCAUCAAUAGUUUUCAUCAUUACCCACAAACAAGUCAGCCAAAAAUGCACCUGACUUACUGUGAGAUGUUUGUGAUACUACUGGGAAAAUAAAAAUAACAUUUUAACCAACUGAAAUACAUUUGUAGUACCUUGGAAGAUUUUAAAAUUCCACAGUUGAACUUAAAAAGUGUGUAUUUAUGUGUGUGUGUGUGGCAGCAGUUAAUAAAGUUGGGGUUAUACUGUU
Messenger RNA from Xiphias gladius (swordfish), 2067 nucleotides. It is a transcript of the gene ces2b, whose product is annotated as carboxylesterase 2b. Gene Ontology annotation, molecular function: hydrolase activity. Bases 96 to 1817 code for a protein of 573 amino acids. Lineage: Eukaryota; Metazoa; Chordata; Actinopteri; Istiophoriformes; Xiphiidae. The record is from RefSeq and is a predicted model, not a curated record. The transcript has 14 exons.